This is a messenger RNA of Malaclemys terrapin pileata, 2852 nucleotides long. RefSeq lists its product as uncharacterized. NCBI's taxonomy places the organism in Eukaryota, Metazoa, Chordata, Testudines, Emydidae. The transcript is spliced from 2 exons. Bases 182 to 1414 code for a protein of 410 amino acids. The record is from RefSeq and is a predicted model, not a curated record.
UCCAAGCUAUCUGUAAGAAAAAAGAAAAUAGUCUUACAUCUCCUGGAUCCUGGAAAUUGUGAGUUCUCCAUGGAAUAAAAUCAAAAGAAAAUUCCACCUGUGAAGAGGAGACAGAGGAUGAAUUUGAAAGGUGAAUUGAUACUUAAGAGAAUCAAUAUAGAAUUUGAGAGAAGAGAACUAUAUGGCAACUGGCAUGGCGGUGAUUCCACCUGCCAGACUUCACAUGCGAUGCAUACAGCCGUGGUUCAGCUCAGUUUACAGACUGAACAGGGACAGUCUGGACAAAUCCCUGUCACUGCCCACCAAGAGCAGGAACUCCCUGGACCGGUGGAAGAACCCAGCCAAUGCAUGCAAAGGGAUUCCCUUUUUUCAGGCACCACCUUCGUCACUCCUUACCACCGAUGCAUCCCUCAUAGGAUGGGGCACGCAUUUAAAUAGCUUCGCAGCGCAAAGCAAAUGGCCACUUUCAAAGAUAUCCUUGCAUAUCCAUCUCCUUGAGUUGAGAGCAGUCAGGAACACCUAUGCCCAUUUCCUCCCGCUGAUAACAGGAUCACAUAUAAAGAUCCUAAUGGAUAACAUAGCCUGCAUGUAUUAUAUCAACCAUCAGGGGGAAGCCAGAUCACUCUCUCUCUGCAUGGAGGCAAUGAAAUUGUGUAACUGGUGCAUCUCUCACAAUGUUACCUUAUCCGUGGCUUACCUCCCAGGCACACAAAACAUGAUAGUGGACAAACGCAGUCACACAUUCCCACACAACUACAAGUGGGAGAUGCACCCAUUAGUACUUCACAACUUAUUCAUACAGUGGGUAACAUCAUCGACAGAUCUGUUCGCCACUUACCAGAACAAGAAGUGUCCACGAUACUAUUCCAGGGCAGGGGUCGGUCAGCACUCUCUGGGUGAUGCCCUCCUCCUUCCAUGGGACAAAGACCUUCUUUACUCCUUCCCUCCGUUUCCUCUUCCGCUGAAAGUCUGGCUGAAGAUAAAGAGGGACAGCGCUCACAUAAUUCUGAUUGCUCCCCACGGGGCCAAGACAGGCCUGGUACCCUUACCUGAUGCAGCUCGCAAUGUUUACCUGCAGAAAUGGUCCAGGAUUCAGAUUUGGUGCACAUCCCACCAGAUCUCUCCAGUAUCAGGAACUCUUCCACAUGUUCUGGAAUAUACCCUGACCCUUAAAAAAUCGAGGUUAUCCCUGAGUUCUCUCAGGGUCCACCUAGCAGCUAUUACAGCAUUUCACCAAACCGUAGAACGGUACUCAGUGCUCUCGCACCCAACCACUAAAAGGUUCGUUAAGAGAAUAACAAACCUCUUCCCUCAACCUCGACUUACUACCCCCUCGUGGGAUCUAAACCUAGUGUUGAAAGGGCUGACUAGGCCCCCCUUCAAACCUAUGGCUACCUGUUCACUAGCACACUGAUCGAUGAAAGCGGUCUUUCUGGUUGCAAUUACCUCAGCUAGAAUAGGGGAAAUAGCAGCUCUGAUGGUGCAUCGCCCAUACACAGUAUUCUUCUCUGACAAGCUUACACUUAGGCCACAUCCAAGGUUCAUGCCUAAAGUGACCUCUUCGUUUCACAUGAAUCAGUCUAUUCACCUUCCCACCUUCUCCCUCAAGCCUCACCAAGACAAUAGGGAAGCCAUACUGCAUAUCCUCCAUGUCAGGAGAGCCUGUGCAUUCUACCUUGAUAGGACAAGGGCCUUCAGGAAGUUCCCUAGACUAUUUCUCUCUAUGGCAGAAAGAUCUACGGGCCCAGCAAUAUCAGCUCAAAGACUCUCCAAGUGGGUCUCUAAUGGCAUCAAACAGUGCUGCCAGAUUCAUAACAUGACCCCGCCGGACUCAGUCAGUACACAUUCCAUGAGAUCCAUCUCCUGCUCUGUCGCCUUCCUCAAGGAAGUCCCCAUCUCUGAGAUCUGCAGAGCAGCGACAUGGGCAUCAGUCCACACCUUCACAGAACAUUAUGCAAUCAACAGGGACUCUGCCUCAGAUGCCAUCUUUAGCUCUGUCAUCUGUGACUAACCCACCCCCAAAGUCCCAACCCUCCAAGGAGGGUACUGCUCGGGAGUCACCUAGAGUGGAGCACCCAUAGGGGGACACAUCUUGAAGAACCAUCAUUACGCCACAAGGUAACUUCUUUUAUGUAUACAUAACAUUCAGAGGAUUCCAACUUUAAUAUUUUUUUUAAAUUCUUGAGUACAAAGCAUUCUUCUAAAGCAUUUGAGAUUCUCUUAUGAUUAAAAACUAGUUUGUUAAUUGCCAGUUUGCUUCAAUAUAAUCAUCCAAUGCUUGCUUCAUGCCUGGUAUGCAUAUGCUCAUGUUGCUCUGCCAUAGUACUUUAUUGCAAAGGUUGCACAAGCUAAAAGGCUGGGUAAUUUUAUGCUCACUAAUAACAUUUUUAGCAAUGUAAAUGGAGAUAAUAAAGCCAAUCUCACAUUCCACAGUAUAGGCUGUUUAUCUGCUGUGGUGGAUAAAGAAUGUUUCCCUCCAUAUAUAGCACUGCACAGUUAGCUAAGUGCAUUAUAGGAAACUUCCUUUGGCACAUCAGAUAUUGGGCACUGCCCAGGUCAAGAUGCUGGAUUAGUUGGACUAGUGGUAUCCAAGUCAAUAUGGCAAAUUUUAUGUUGAUUUGUUUGAAAACUAUCCAUUCACACAUCAUAAAUGUUAUGUUGAUUGAUAUUCAAAUUCUUAGAUUGACACAUACAUGAAAUCUGGAAGGAAUUCUGAUGUCCAAUAUGAGUUUUGACAUAUGGAACCAAAAGCAGACAAGCAAUUGUUUAUUUCAGGCAGAUCAUAUGAGUGUGUGGAUCAAGUCUUAUCUGCUCUGCGUGCACAUUAAAAAUCUCCUGGCAUGUUUUAUAGG